AUGGCGAGCACAACCGGAAUCGGCAAUAUCAAUUUUCCAGACGUCCAUGACCGACUCUACAAAGCCAAUACCUCGCAGGCCAAAGUAAGCCGCAGACGAUUACGUCUAUUAUUCUCCUAUGCGCCCGACUGGGUGCUUUGUAUAGUCUUAGUUGGUGUCUUCUACUCGCUCGAUUACAUCGAUGGCUUUGAGCGCGAGUUUGAUCUCACGGAUACCAGCAUCCAGCACUCGUUUACAGUCCAUGAACGCAUUCCUAACUCCAUGCUGCUGAUCUACGCAGGCGCAGCGCCUCUUCUCCUCAUACCCUUGGUCAAUAUCGUCACCAUUCGCUCAUGGUGGGAUCUGCACUCUGGUUGGCUCGGCCUGCUUCUUUCGCUGUCCCUCACCGGUGCGGUAUCGCAAGUGACCAAGGUCAUGGUGGGUAGACCAAGACCUGACUUGAUCGCGCGGUGCAAGCCCCUACAAGGGUCUGCAAACGCCCCAAUCUUUGGGCUCGUGACAUCAAAAAUAUGUACUCAGACGGAUCGUUUCAUCAUGAGGGAUGGGUUCAGGAGCUUUCCAAGUGCACACUCGAGUUUAUCCUUUGCUGGACUUGGAUUCUUGUCAUUUUACCUAGCCGGAAAGCUGCAUCUCUUUGAUGAAAAGGGUUAUACUGGCAAAUCUUGGGUGUCUCUGACACCGUUGGUUGGUGCAGCCUUGAUCGCCAUUUCCAGGACUAUGGAUUAUCGCCAUCAUUGGCAAGACGUUCUCACCGGCUCUACUGUCGGUAUCAUCUUUGCAUUCUUCUCCUACCGCCAGUAUUACCCUCGUCUGUCCAGUCCUUUGAGCCACCGACCCUAUUCUCCUCGUAUUCCCUCGGAGAGGAAGCUCAUGCGGCAGGUGAGCAUGCCGAUUGACGAGGAGCAGGGCGUGCCCUCGUCCGAUGAAGCUGGACGAGACGCGUCCAACCAGAACGCCCGCCCUCAUCACCACCCAUCCGUCCCCCAUCCAAGAGUGGAACGAAGUCACAGCCGAAAUACCUCGACGAUUGGCCUGAUCCCUCCUUCUGAAAUUGCAAGACCCUCUACUGCCCAUAGUCCUGAAGAGAGCUACGAGAUGGAGGAACAGAGUAUUGAUGAAACAGUACGUCGACCUCGACAAGACCUGGAUCAAGUUUGGAGAAGGGGCGUCGAAUGA
Messenger RNA from Serendipita indica DSM 11827, 1176 nucleotides. NCBI's taxonomy places the organism in Eukaryota, Fungi, Basidiomycota, Agaricomycetes, Sebacinales, Serendipitaceae. The record is from the annotation of a GenBank genome assembly.